AUGAAAGAGUGGGUGGAGAGGAACAAUUCAUCAUUACCCCUUCACCUUCACGUGCUUUCAUAUAUGUUUGUGUAAUGUAAAGAGGCGAGCAUCUAAGUAACUUGAUCCCCUCCCUCCCGCCCCACUCUCCAUAUCUCUUUUUAAUUUCAUCAAUCCCACAACUACCUUCCUCCUACUUAUAUAAUCCCCCUCUUCAUCAUCCCCGCAUAAUAUUAAUUCAUUUCAACAUAUUUACGAUCAUGUCGGAUUGGGGCCCCGUGUUUGUGAGUGUCUUACUCUUCGUAUUGCUCAGGACUGCUUUGCUUUUCCAGCUGCCGGGGCACCGCCGUUGGGUGGAAUUCGGGAAUUUCCACACCAGUGGGGCUGCCGUCAUGGUUCAUGCUUUGUUUUUCUUUGCUCUCAUUUGUGUUUUCAUGAUAGCAAUUAGAGUUCAUUUGUACCUUGGCUGAAUCUUACAGUCUUUUCCUUAAUUACGUAAUCAAUCAUGGAAUAUUAUUUGU
Messenger RNA from Sesamum indicum (sesame), 500 nucleotides. RefSeq lists its product as uncharacterized. The record is from RefSeq and is a predicted model, not a curated record. Lineage: Eukaryota; Viridiplantae; Streptophyta; Magnoliopsida; Lamiales; Pedaliaceae.